GGCGCUCCGUAGUUUGACGGCAGAGGGUUGACCGGGGGCGGUUCGGUACCCUCACGGCCUAGCCCUUCAGCCCCAGCCUGCGGCAACAGGGAGCAAGGCUGGGCGGGGACUCGCCAGAAGCGGGAGACCCACCUCCCUCGCGUUCUCCGCUGGCGUCACUUGCGGCUGCCCCUUGUCAUGCCUGGUUUGCUGCAGAGUCUGCCAGCUUCGCGCUGUGGGUCCGUGCUCCGAGUCCGCGCGCGGGUCCCGGAAGUGCGCUAGCGUCCCGCUGUUCUGCUUCAGGGUGGCGAUUGUCGCCACGGUGGUGGCCACUGCCUCUCGUCCCACCUCCUCGGCCCUAAGCGCCGAAGUAUCUGCAGGCCCCGAGUCAAUGACGGGCCAGGGCCAGUCGGCGCCCGGGUCCUCGGCGUGGAGCACGGUAUUCCGCCACGUCCGGUACGAGAACCUCGUGGCGGGUGUGAGUGGUGGCGUCUUAUCCAACUUCGCGCUGCACCCGCUGGACCUAGUGAAAAUACGCUUUGCAGUGAGUGAUGGAUUGGAACUGAGACCGAAAUACAAAGGAAUUCUGCAUUGCUUGACUACCAUUUGGAAACUUGAUGGGCUACGGGGACUUUACCAAGGAGUAACCCCAAAUGUGUGGGGUGCAGGCUUAUCCUGGGGACUCUACUUUUUCUUUUACAAUGCCAUCAAAUCAUAUAAGACAGAAGGAAGAGCUGAACAGUUAGAGGCAACAGAGUACCUUGUCUCAGCUGCCCAAGCCGGAGCCAUGACGCUGUGCAUCACAAACCCAUUCUGGGUGGCAAAGACCCGCCUUAUGCUGCAGUAUGAUGGUGUUGUUAAUGCCCCACAGCGGCAAUACAAAGGGAUGUUUCAUACCCUUUGGAAAAUAUAUAAGUGUGAAGGUGUGCGUGGAUUGUAUAAGGGAUUUGUUCCUGGGCUGUUUGGAACAUCACAUGGUGCCCUUCAGUUUAUGGCAUAUGAAUUGUUGAAGUUGAAAUACAACCAGCAUAUCAACAGAUCACCAGAAGCCCAGUUGAGCACAGUAGAAUACAUAUCUGUUGCAGCACUAUCCAAAAUAUUUGCCGUAGCAGCAACAUACCCAUACCAAGUUGUGAGAGCUCGUCUUCAGGAUCAGCAUAUGUCUUACGAGGGUGUGUUGGAUGUAAUCGCAAGGACAUGGAGAAAAGAAGGCAUCGGUGGAUUUUACAAAGGAAUUGCUCCUAAUUUGAUUAGAGUGACUCCAGCCUGCUGUAUUACCUUCGUGGUAUAUGAAAAUGUGUCACAUUUUCUACUUAACCUUAGGGAAGAGAAAAAGUAAGCUAAAGAAGAUAAGUUCAGCACAGCUGCCCAAGGCACCACAUGCUCCCUUGUGUUUGAAACGUGAAACUCAGAAGAAUGCUACAUGGCAAGAGGGCUCAUAAUCUAAAUCAGUCUGUGAUCAUUAGAAGUCAGAAAACCGCCAAGUCUUCACAAUGUCUUGCUGUUUUUUGCCUUCCCCGUGUGAAUGGGACUUGGCUACCUCUGCUUGAACUGACUGCCAUCACCACAACAGUAAAACUGACACCGAGUGAAGAGUUUCACACAUUUCUCUAUUUCAUUGUUCAAGUAGAAGCUAAUUUGCAGCAUUUGCUAAGUGGAUUAGAUAAAGUGCUUCUUUUUUCUGAACUCGUUUGUCUGGAUUAGCUUUAAAAUUUACCUCUGUGCAAUAGCAAGAAAAUGACUUCUUAUAAGAAUGCCAUCGCUGUUUCAUGGGUAAAUUGAACUUUGAAGGAUUUGCUGGAAAAGAUGUUGCCCAGAUCCCGACUAUUUUAGAAUUAGGAAAUUUUGGUGAGACAAAUUUAGUUUCAAUUCGCUUGGAACACACUAGAGAAAUUGAGAGGUUAUGUACGCCUCUGAACUUAAGAAAUAUCUGACAUCUGUUGCAAUUCCACCACUGAUUUAAUUUCCAGAGGUUCUUCCGUAAUUUAAAAUGUAGUACUGGAUCCCAUUAUUUUUUUGGCAUGGAUACCUAGUGCCUUUUAAAUUUAUAAAGUCUGAACUAGAAUCCAGCAGUGUCAGCCCUUAUUUAGCACAUUUGUCUAUAAAUCGUAUACUGGAAUUGCAACUAGAUCCCCUUACGCAGAUACUGGGGUGACUGAAUGUUGACAAACAGCAUGGAGCUGAGAAACUUCAGCUUUGUACUUCAGCUUUCAAAUACAUGGGUCCAGAUCUUAAAUAAGUGACUGAUUGACAUUGGCUGUUCAAAUUCAGGUUCUAGUACACAUUUCAUUAAUGGCCAUUAUUAGUUUUACUUUUAUGAGUCAUUGUAAAUAUAAAGUUCUGCCCCAAAGGGAUGCCAGAAUAAUGCUAAUAUUUUUAUUUAUUAUAAAAAUCUAUCACUGCUAUUGCACUACCAUCUGUUUGUUGUAAAUAAAAUAUUGUGGUUUUUCAAGGCCAUAUUUAAAUGGUUCUUUGAAAAUAGGCAUAUUUUUUAUAUUUUGAAAAUGGCAUUGUUUUAAAAAUAAAGGUGAAAUGAUAAGUACCUAAUUAUAUAUACUAUAGUUUCUUGUAACAUGUGUAGGAAUACUUUAUGUAUUACAUGUGACAUAUUUUUUCAUAUUUCUGGAUUGUACUAUAAUUCAUAUGAAAUCCUGAUUCUCAGUCAGUAUAUGGAAAGUCACUAAUGUAGUUAUCUCGAAUUGUAGAAUUAGUGUCAUUAUUUGAAUGCCUAUGUACCCCAAAUUAAUAAAGCAUAAUUUCUAUCCUGUAAGAGCAUACAAGCUUACAGAAUAAACAAGUAAACGUUAAAUAACUAUAGUUCGUGAAGAUUUCUACAAAGCUCUUACAGAGUUCUGAGAAAGAACUCAUUUCACUUCUCCAACAAACAGUUGCCGAGUUCCCGCCCUGUGCCGGUGUGUUACCAACAUCGAGGGGAUAGCGGUGAAGAAGCCGGUCAAGCAUUCCUGCCCUCAAGGAACUUUCAUUUUAGUGUGAGUGACAGAAAAAGUACAAAUAUGAGCAUAAAAUAAUUCCAGGCAUUAAAUACUAUGAAAAAGCAGGCUUGUGAAUAGUAUUGCUAUGCUGGGUAAAUAUUUGGGGUCAGGAAAGGUGUUUCUGAGGAGGUAAUAUUUGAAACAUUUUGACAUAAGUGAGGAAGGAAGCCACAAUGAGAUAGAGGAAACACUGAAGGAAUAGGAAGUACAAAGGCCCUGAGGUAGGAAUUAACUUGGCGAGAGGGGAUGCCUGGCUAGAGGAGACUGGACGAGUGGCCGUUACCAUAUGGGGAGGAGAACGCAGGCUAGCAAGCCAGACUGGCUUCAUAUAUCAGUUUUCCCAUUUUCUGCUUGACCUUAAGCAAAUCACCACCUGUUUGCCUCAAGUUUUCUCAUCUGCAAAAUGGUGUGUUAGAUCAGUUGCUUGGUAGCAACUCCUGAGACGGGGGUCCUUGGGCAUGUAACAUUUAUUGAGGAUGUGCUCUUGGGAGAAAUCUGUAAUGGAGUAAAGAAAACAGGGUCCAGUAGGGGAAGAAGAGGUUUCCAGGGUCAGCCUCAGCCUGACUGUACAGUGUACUGUGCACAUGGAUGGGACCACAUAGGUUGUGCUGCCCAGAGGUGUGGGAGGAGCUGUCAGCUGAGGGCACUCCUCUUAAUAAGGGGGAGGUCUGAGCCAUUAGCAGCCAGCACCUGCUGCUGCUGCUGGGUUGUGGGUGCACCAGCCCAUAAAAGGAAUCUGGAUGGCUCAUCAACAGAAUUUGCUACAAAUCAGUAUAUUAAAAGUAUGUAGGCACAGGAUUACUGGUAGGAGUCAAUGCAUAAAUCCAAGUAAAGUGCUUAGCAUAGUCUGAGCUGGUAAACAUUAGCAGAGGUCAGGUCUUACAGAGGUUUAGAUUGCCUAAGAGGCCAUCCUGUGGUUGUGUGGAGAAAGGAGACAGGCAAGAAGCAGGAUACUACUUUGGAAGCUAGUGGCAGUGUGGACCUGGUUGAUGCUGGAAGCAGUUUAUUGCCUGAGGGGAACUAGAACAGGGUUCACAGGUGGGAAACAUUGAAGUAUCUUGAAGGAAGACAUUUCAAAGGAAACCUUGGAACGAUGGGGAAAAGGCACAGGUGACAUGUCGUGAUCAGUGAGUUGACGAUAAUAAUGAAAUGCAAGACAAAGCUGAAGGAUUGAGACUAGAUAGAGUAUGAGACCUUUCGGAGCUUUACUAUUCCUGUUUGGGGUUUUUAAUGGAUAAAGAAGUGAGAGGAAUUCAUGGAACAGAGAGAGGUGGCUACAUGUUCCGGGCGACAAAGGAAGACCAAUCAGAUAGGAGCAGCACACUUAGAAAGAAGGGGUUAUCAGCCAUGUAAAUAUUUUUGGGAGCCAAGGAAGGAGGGGAAGGGGGCAGGAUGUCAAAGGGAAAUGAGGACAUGAUUGUAGGGAGAAUGUCUGAAGAUACAAGAUACAGGCAAAGCAAAAACAGUUGCUGGAGUUCAACGUGGGGGGACACACAUGACCCGAUGGUCCAAGACCAUGAUGGAUGCCAUGCCUUGUAAAGAGAAGGCUGUUAGGUUUCAGUGUGCGCUUUCCUGGUCUGGCAAUUUUAGGAAGUCAUGUUGUUUUUUUAAACACACUAAGAGGUAUGUUAGAAUUCAUGAGGCAUCAGAGAAAAAAAAUUUUGGACACUUUACCAAAUAUAAAAUCAUCCAGAUAAAUUAUGUAUUACCACUUAUAUAACAAAGUCUUUUUAGUGAUGAUAAAAUUAUUAUAGAAAUAAAAUACUGGGAAAUGAUUUAUUUAACCUUCAUGUAUGUUUUCUUAAAAUGUGUCAGGUAACAAAGAGAAUGUAUGUGAGAUAAGCAGGGUUAAAGUCUUAAAUUUUUUUCUGAGUAAAUAGAAAAUAGACUCUGGAAGUAUUGUACCUAUAAUGAAUACCCGCUGUUACCUGCCCAGCAGGUUAUUUCUCCUCCGCCUAGUGAUUUCUUCGCAGAAUCUACCCUCUCCCUUCAUUCUCACAUUUGUGAUUUAGAUGGAAUGGGCCUCCCCUGCCCCGGAGGAAGGCCCUGAUCAGCAGAGCCAACCUGCAUGUGCCAUCUCUGCUCAUAAUGAAUGGCUUGGAAUUGACACAAACCAUUCCAGCCAGACUGAUCUCAAAGACAUUGUUUUCUGAGUAUACUGACAUAGAUUCUCUCUUUGCUGUUUUCUUGAAUGAGGAGUCAUGUAACUCAGAGCUCCUCAAAUCCUAUUUAGGAUCAUAAAUCGGAGUAAUGUGUCCAAAAUGGAGUGGACACGAAGGAAAUGAGUUAAAAGGAAGAAGUUGAAAGAAAUUAGGUCCUACUUCAAGCUGGGGGAAGAAAAAAAAACUUUUUUUUCAGAUAAGCUUAAGAUUAACCACCUAGAAAAGGACUUCUGGGAAAAAAGGAAAAACUCAAUUUUAAAUCAUAUGAUAGGAGAUUCUGGAUCAGUUCUCAUCCCUAGCACAUGGGUGGACCUCUGUAGUUUCAACUGGGUGGACCAUUAAUUUUCCUUUAUUUUGUAAGCCAGUCUCAACUGGGUGUUUCUGUUACUUAUUGCAACUGAAAGCUUCCUACGUGAUGCAGAAUCUAAGACCCUAAAGUCUGUCACUUCCCAUCAACGGUCAUGAUGCUGGUGAACUCUUUGUGUCUCUGGAAAUUGACGUUACCUUUAUUAAAAGUGAGCACUUUGGGGC
Artibeus jamaicensis (Jamaican fruit-eating bat) is the source of this 5665-nucleotide messenger RNA. It is a transcript of the gene SLC25A32, whose product is annotated as solute carrier family 25 member 32. The record is from RefSeq and is a predicted model, not a curated record. The transcript has 7 exons. Lineage: Eukaryota; Metazoa; Chordata; Mammalia; Chiroptera; Phyllostomidae. Gene Ontology annotation, biological process: nucleotide transport; folate import into mitochondrion; mitochondrial transport. The coding region runs from base 371 to 1318 and encodes 315 amino acids. Gene Ontology annotation, molecular function: folic acid transmembrane transporter activity; FAD transmembrane transporter activity. Gene Ontology annotation, cellular component: mitochondrial membrane; mitochondrion.